ACUGCUGUUAAAGGACUGUCCGAUGAGAUGCCUGCUCCAAACCGAGAAACGACAAGUGAAUGCUUAGUUAUUAUUAUUGAUUAGUUAUUAUUGAUCCAGUCUGACAGUGAUUACUCUGGCUCAUGUUAGAGAGCGGACACUAUGAAGGACGUGGAUGAUGUUCAUCAAUCACCCCGACUGUCUGCCUUUAGAGGACAAUCUGCAGAUGGAACAGCUCGGUGUCCAUCAGCCGCAGGAUGUUGGCACAAAACAAAAAUCUGAUGAGGAGAAGCUGUUGGGGAUUAAAGAAGAGGUUCCUUAUUUGUGGAACUCCAGUUUGAACCAGCAGAACCCAGAAAAACUCCGGAUAAAGAAGGAAGAGAAAGAACUCUGGACUAAAAGGGAUGGAGAGCUGAUCAGUGAGGCGGAAGAGAUGCAUGACACCAGGUUCCCAUUCACUGUUGUUACUGUGAAGAUCGAAGAUGACGAAGAGAAACCUCGGUUAUCAGAGCUUCACCAUAUUAAAACUGAGGACAGCAGAGAAACAGAAACUCCAACCGGCAGUUCAGUUGAACAGAUGCAGCCCCGUCCACCAGGAGUUAGAAUGGGAUGGAAGGAGAUCCGGGGAAAGCAGUAUUCAGACGAGGAGCGGCAGCUGUUGGUGAUUAAAGAAGAGGUUCCCGAUCUCUGGAGUUCCAGCUUUAACAAGCUGAACUCAGAGCUCAUCCAGAAGAAGAAGAAGGAAGAGGGGGAACUGUGGAUCAGUCAGGAGGAAGAGGAGCUUACUGUGAAGAUUGUAGAUGAAGAGAAACCUCAGCUAUCAGAGCUUCAUCAAAUUAAACUUGAAGACAACAGAGAGACAGAAGCUCCAACCUGCAGCUCAACUGAACAGAUGGAAACAGAACCUGAUAAAGAGGACUGUGGAGGACCAGGACCAUUUGGGUCUUUUAACAGUAUUUGUUGCAGAGGAUUAAAGAAGACUGUUAAAUUACAAAUGGGUUCUCUUGAGUCACACAUGAAACUUCACCCUGAAGAGAUCAUGUUUGCCUGUGAUGUGUGUGGUACGAGAUUUCAACGACGUGAAACUCUUAAAAACCACAUGAGGAUCCACCCCACAAAGAGACAGUUUGUGUGUAGUGUUUGUAGCAAAGCAUUUUCAAGACAAGACCAUCUAAAAAGCCACAUGCGCGUUCACACUGGGGAGAAACCGUUUAGUUGUAGCUUUUGUAGUAAAGGAUUUUCACAACAAAUUCAUCUAAAGAGCCACAUGCGAGUUCACACAGGAGAGAAACCGUUCAUUUGUAGUUUUUGUAGUAAAGGAUUUUCACGACAAGAUCUUUUAAAGAGUCACAUGCGUGUUCACACUGGAGAGAAACCGUUUGUCUGCAGUGUUUGCAGCAAAGGAUUUUCACAGCAGAAUCACCUGAAAAACCACAUGAGCUUUCACACCACAACAUUUAGCUGCAGUGACUGCGGCAAACGUUUUGUGAAGGAGGACCAGUUGAAGCGACAUGAGAGACUCCACACAGAGGGGAGGCCAUUUGGUUGUGAUGUCUGUAAAAGCAGGUUUUAUAAAAGGUAUCAUCUCGAAAAUCACAUGAGGAUCCAUUCGGGAGAGAAACCGUUUGUUUGUACCGUUUGCAGUAAAGCGUUUUCACGGGAUGGGGAUCUGAAGCGUCACAUGGGUGCCCACGAGGGCAGUAGUUAAGGAACAUUUCAAGAGUCUGAUCUGUUUUUUCUGAUUAGUCUACCAUUAUUUUAACCCAUCUCUGCUUUCUUUAAGUGCAACUUUUGUUCUCAGCAGUGGUGCACGUUUCACUCCACAGUUUGAAGUCGAUACAUCUGGGCAUGAAGCAGUUUUCGCUAUGAAGGUAUACAAAAGUUUAAAAAAGUUAUUCUUUUAAAAUUCCAAAUUUUUGACAGAACCUUUGCUACAGUUUGAGUCAUUUUAAUAUAAUGCUUUAGAAAAUGCUGAAGGUACCGGAGUUAUUACACCAAAUAGAUACAUACAAAUAGUGCUUCUCUAUGUUUUUCCAAAAAUCAGCAAUGUACAACAAUAUGGAGAUCUGUGCAUAUGGCAGCUAAUCAAGUUUAUAUGGUUUACUGGGAGCAGUUCUGGCUGUACAGUCUAACAGCUGCUGGGAGGAAAAAUGGCUCCUUUGUCCAUUUAGCAUACCUGUCGCCUGAAGGAGCUCUCCGGUGCUGUUCCGGUGUCAUGCAUGGGACAGAAGAUGCUGUCUGUCUGCAGUUCUCCUGUCUUAACACCGCCCAGGCCAGAACUGGCCUUUCUGAUCAGCCGCUCCAACAGUUUCGUUUCUGCUGUUGAUCAGCAACUGCUCCAGCGGACCACGCAACAGAAAAAUGAUCUGAUGAAGUUGAUGUUUCCUGCAAUAAAAUAAAUCAACAAUAAA
Messenger RNA from Girardinichthys multiradiatus, 2390 nucleotides. Its product is annotated as zinc finger protein draculin-like. The record is from RefSeq and is a predicted model, not a curated record. Lineage: Eukaryota; Metazoa; Chordata; Actinopteri; Cyprinodontiformes; Goodeidae. Gene Ontology annotation, molecular function: RNA polymerase II cis-regulatory region sequence-specific DNA binding; DNA-binding transcription factor activity. The transcript is spliced from 3 exons. Bases 155 to 1687 code for a protein of 510 amino acids. Gene Ontology annotation, biological process: regulation of transcription by RNA polymerase II.